AUGUUCUGGGGUCCACGAGACUAUGAAAGCAUUCGAUCUUGGAUUCCUGAUGGGGACGCGGAUUUGCAACGAGCAUGGCUCCACGAUUACUCACGAGCAGUUGAAUGGAUGCGACAGGUUGGUGUCCCGGUUUCUGAAAGAUUCAGUCCCAUUAUGACAAUUGGAGUUGGAUACCCCAUCAAGAUCCCGUAUCUUCACGAUCUGCACAGGAAACGUAUUGAGAUGAGCAAGAAUGGUUCGAAAGUUCAGUUGAACACACAGGUAUUGAGACUGCUUCAGGAAUUUCCUGGCCUUCCUGGAUCUCGUGUCAUCGGUGCAAUUCUCAGGUGUGCUCCUUCCUCAGAAGGUGCCCCUCAGACUUACAUUGAAGUAACAGCGAAGAAUGUCAUUCUUGCGACUGGCGGCUUCCAGGGCUCUUCUGAAAUGAGGUCAAGAUAUAUUGGCUCUGGGACGGACACCAUCUUCGUUCGGUCAAACAAAGGUUCCGUUGGAGAUGGCUUGACGAUUGCAUCCCAGGUUGGGGCGGGAACGAGUCGUGGAAUGGGCACUUUCUAUGGACACUUACUUGCAGCGCCACUUCGCAGAGAAGACGUUGACCCAGAAGACUUUCUCUCGUUGGCGCAGUACCAAAGCAAGCACUGCCUUCUUCUCAACGAAGCAGGGAAGCGGUUUGUUGACGAGUCGCUUGGCGAUGAAAUUGUGAAUCAACACCUCGCUAGACAGGAGAACCGUCGUGGGUUCCUUCUCUUUGACGAUAAAACCAGACGUGACCAUUGUCUCACUGCGCUCUUUCCCAAUGCUGGGGAUAUCGAUCGACUGGAGUUGGCACGAUCUCGGGGGUGUAAUGUUGCAAGCGCAUCGACCAUAGAAGGACUUGUCAGCCUACUAGAAGGCCUCGGUAUUGAUGGAGCUCAGACGCAUCGCACGAUCAAGCAGUAUCACCAAGCGGUCGUCCGAGGAGAAGCUGAUAUCUCGCUGGCACCACAAGUCGGCCGCGGAGGCACGGCCCCGGCCAGUCUUAUUGGAGGUCAAGCACCGUUCUUUGCCAUGGAAGUCCAGCCAUCCAUAACCUUUACCUACGGAGGCAUCAGAAUCGAUGAAAAAGGGCAUGCACUGACUCCUGACAACAUCGUCAUACCUGGCCUAUUGGCCGCUGGUGUUGAUGCAGGAGGGUUCAGCAACGUAGGGUAUGCUGGUGGCUUAGCUCUCGCAUUUGUUACGGGAUUUUGGGCUGCAAGGGAAGUUUCCAGAGAUAUGGGACUGCCAGAGCUUAGCCUACCAGAGGUUAAUCCCCAGGACAGCGAUCUAGUGGUGACGAGUCAUUUGUGA
Molecule: messenger RNA, 1329 nt
Organism: Exophiala bonariae
Lineage: Eukaryota; Fungi; Ascomycota; Eurotiomycetes; Chaetothyriales; Herpotrichiellaceae
Exons: 6
Coding region: 1-1329 (442 amino acids)
Source: RefSeq, a predicted model, not a curated record